AUGCGGCCCGGCUCGCAAGGGGGCCGGCAGGUGGAUUGGGCGAGAACUUUGCGCGAGCUUCGGACAUGGCUUCCGCGCCUCGGAGAUUCCGCCCAGCCGGCGCAGGCGCAGCUCUCCGCCUUGGAACUCGUGGAGCGAGGGGCCUUGGCGCUGCUCUUCCUGGCAAGGCAGGCGAGGCUCGAGCAUGGCGAGGGCUCGGCCGCCGAAGCGCUCCGAGAGCUGCGCUUGCUGGCUUCGUUGCUGCAGGCGCAGACGCGGAAAAGUGCCGAGUUUGGGUCCGGAGCCGACGGGUCCGAUCCGAUCGAUUCCGAGAGCGCCGAGUGCGACUGGCGCUGGGUGGUGGCAGCGACGCUGAGGCCAUGGAUGUGUCAGGAGGCCUGGUGUUCACCGCGUGUCGAAGUGGUGGAUUAUCGGCCCUGUUGUGGCACCGGGCGGCUCCUCCUGGCAUCCAAUUGCGACCACAAAGACCUCCGAGCGGUGCUGGACAUCAUCGUGUCCGCGCCGGCUGAUAGCGAGCUUGAGCUGGAGCCGGAGCUGGGCCGGCAGCGUUUGCUUCAUCGAGGGCCUUGGCAGGGCUUCCGCCCGACGGAGGGCGGUUGGCACGCCUCCUUCGGCCCCGCAGGCAGCGCGCUCCACCGCUGGGAGGAGGUCACUGCGGCCGGCCUGGCGGCGCUGGCGGCGGCGCAGAGUGCGAAGAGCAGGAGCGGCACGGUCCCAACGCCGCUGCCCCUGCUGUGCUACGGCGUGGGAGAUGGGCUCCUUUGCACCUUCCUCGCACAGCACGUCCCAGAGGUGCAGGUGGAAGUUUUGGAGCCGGAGGCUGUCGCCCUGGAGUUGGCCGAGCGGCACUUCGGCCUGCGACUGGCGGUCAGCGGCAUCGGAACGCCGCAAGUCGUUUUGGGUCUGGAAGGCGAGGGCUGCGAGGGAUCGCCGCAAGAAGCGACAGCAGCGGCCGCCCCAAGCGGCUCCGGAAGCGGCUCCGGAAGCGGCUCCUACGCGGCGGUGCUGGCCUUGGGCCGGGGCCCGGCCCAGCCAGACUGGGAGCCGCUGAGGCGCCUCUGCCAAAGCGGCUGUCUCGGCCAGGUGCCGGUAAUUUUGCUCGAGGCGCCCUGCGGCGCCAGGCAGGCCUUGUGCGCAGCCUUUGCCGGCUUCAGAGUCGUUGAGCUACAGGAUCUUGAGAGUGACGAGAGCGCGAACCUGGAGACCGAGACCUCCAUCUUCCUCCUCACACGAGAUCUCCAGACCUGCGCAGAGGAUUCCUUCCUGGAUGUCAUCUCACCGAAGCGGUGGUUCGACUUGCUGCUUGCAAGGGGAGGGGUCCGAGGCGGCGCACCCGAUGUGCUCGAUGCGCAGAGAAGUCAGGUGGUGUCGGCGGGCUUCCUCUCCCUGGCGACGCUGGGAUUCCUGGAGCGCCUCGCAGCGAAAGCCGCGGAGGGCUGUGGCCGCGCGGUGCGCUCGGCGCCGCAGUCCGAGGCCUGGCAGGUCAGCUUCCUUCAGACAGGCGGCUUCUUCGCGCGAGAAGCCCCGGAGCUGCUGGAACGCUUGGCCGAGAUGGCGAGGUCUGUGGGGCUCCGCGAGCACUGGCUGACUCCCGCCCAGGCGGAGCGGCUGCAGGCCAGAGUCGUGGAGUGGCAUGAUCAGGGGGCCCCUGGACCGGGCAUCCCGGAUCCUCGACACUACGACAUGGACAGUCUCGUGACCGUGGACGUCCUCUGCGCCGAGCCCAAGGAAGACUUCGAGGGCGGCGAGCUGCGCACCUUGGAAAGCGAUGGGAGCCUCAAGGAGCAGAGUUUCGGCCUGCUCGAGGUCCUCGUCUUCCAGGCCCACAAGUACCACAUGGUCGCCCCUGUGACGCGCGGCCGGCGCCGAGCCUUGGUGCUGGAGUUCUGGGAUGGGCCAGCGCGCGGGUGCCCUCACCGGUGCAUCAGCUUCGAAGAGCGCUGUCCCUUGGAGCCCGGCAACGGCGACGAGCGCGAAGAGCCGAGGAGAAAAGCCUUUGGAAGGCAGCUGCCGUUCCGACUUGCUUCUGCUCAGAGCCGCGGCGCGUCCCUGAGGUUGAUGCAGCUGCAGAGAGGAAAGUACGAGGGAUUGGUCUGGAUAAUUCAGCUCGAGAUGCCUUUGCUCAGCCUGGCCAACAUCACCCUGUCGAGCGCGCGGCACGUGAGCAUCGCUCCUCACGAGCCAGGCGGUGGUGCCAAUCCCGUGGAGGGGCGGCGCUCCUGGCGGUUUCGCAACACAGGCGCGCGGAUCAAGGGUCCCAUUGCCACGUUCCCGGAGGCAGUGGAUGUUGGUGUUGGUGACAUCGGCUUGUUCCAGGAGCUACUGUCGCAACCGCAAGAGACCAUUGGGGACUUCGAUGGGCCUGUGGCCUUGCUGGGUCAGGAUCUGAUGACCCAGAUGCCCCUUCGGUACAGCGCCCGCGGCGCGAGGGACGCUCUGGUUCCGCCACGACUGAAGCGUGGAGUUGCCAAUGCCUGUGCAAGCGCAGAAAGAGACUUGGACAGCCGGAGCGAUGUCGCUGCCAGGGUGCUUGCUGUACCAGGUGCCACUCGCGGGUCUUCCCCUGCAACUCAGCUCAAGAGCGAUGAAUCGCGUUGGGGCGCAGAUCGGGGAGGAUCGCAGGAUCGAAUUGCGGUCGAGGCCAUUCAUGAAGAGGACUGGCUCCACCUGGUCCUCAUUUUGGGUGUCCUCUGUGGCAGGGCCCACACCGGCUCCUGCAGCCCUCGAAGCUAG
Messenger RNA from Symbiodinium necroappetens, 2733 nucleotides. NCBI's taxonomy places the organism in Eukaryota, Dinophyceae, Suessiales, Symbiodiniaceae. The record is from the annotation of a GenBank genome assembly.